This is a messenger RNA of Aphanomyces astaci, 1053 nucleotides long. RefSeq lists its product as hypothetical. NCBI's taxonomy places the organism in Eukaryota, Oomycota, Saprolegniomycetes, Saprolegniales, Verrucalvaceae. Gene Ontology annotation, cellular component: nuclear chromosome. Gene Ontology annotation, biological process: reciprocal meiotic recombination; DNA topological change; meiotic DNA double-strand break processing. Gene Ontology annotation, molecular function: ATP binding; DNA binding; DNA topoisomerase type II (double strand cut, ATP-hydrolyzing) activity. Bases 1 to 1053 code for a protein of 350 amino acids. The record is from RefSeq and is a predicted model, not a curated record. The transcript has 11 exons.
AUGACCAUGAAGGUAUUGCGUCGUAUCGAGCAAGCGGCGACGACAUUCCUGGAAGACUUGAUGAUGGAUGAGAUGACUUCACUCCAGACGAUCCGUCGUAGUUCAAGCGCCUUGGAAUUCGACAGCGAGUCCCAGGUGCUUUCGCAUGGGGGAAACAUGCGAACGAUUCGAUUGAACUCCCAAGGGGCUCGGAAAUACACUGGCAUAUGGCUUGUCCUCCAGACCGCACACCAAUUGCUCCUGGAGGACAAGUCCAUCACCCAACGGGAACUGUAUUACUUGCACCCGUUCUUCGAGUCUCAAAAAGAGGCCGACGAAAGCAUCUUGGAUACUGGAGGCUUUCUCGGCGUGCCCCGGGAGUGCUUGAACAUUGUCGGCGGGGUCAAAGGGUGCUUCACUGGUCGAAUGUCCAUCCAAGUAGACCAUUAUUACGAAAACGGACAAUGGGUCGAUUGUGCCAAGGAUGGGCCCAGUGGACGACCCAUCACUCGCGACAUUCUGCGAUUGCACCACGACCAAAUCGAUGCCCGAUUCAUCCUGGUCAUUGAAAAAGAUGGUAUUAUGAGCGCCGAAGACUUGUUUUUUGACGCGAUGCCGUGCAUCUUGGUGACUGGGAAGGGCUUUCCGGACCUUGCCACGCGGUGCUUUGUGAAAAAGCUGAGCGAUUUUCUCCAAGUGCCCGUGCUCGGGUUGUGCGAUUGCAACUCGUUUGGUCUGUCCAUCUUGCUCACGUACAAGUUUGGGUCAGCCCGCAUGCCUCUCGACUCGAUCCACUACGCGGUGGACAUUCAAUGGCUUGGGUUGAGGCCAUCCCAGCUUGAAGCACUAGAAUUGCCCAAUGUGGUCAAGAAGAAAUGCACCAACCAAGACAAGCGGCGCAUGAAGUCGCUGAUGCUGCAUCCUUUUGUCCAAAUGCAACCGCAGUAUCGCCACGAAAUUGACCUGUGGCUCGCAGACCCGUACAAAGUGGAAUUGGAGGCGCUGCACACCAAGGGCUUUGGGUUUUUAGGCCAAUUUGUCCAAGACUCGAUUUUGCACGUCGACUACAUUUAA